CCUUGGAAAACGCACUAAUUUAGUGUAACGCCGCACUCUUAUGUGGCCGGAGGUUUUACUGUGCCUGUUUUCUUCAGCAAUUUACUUUAAUUCUUUGGGAUGCGGAUUCGUUUUUGAUGAUGUGUCUGCUAUUAGAGACAACCGAGAUUUACGCCCGUCUACAAGUUUAGCAGAGCUUUUCAAAAAUGAUUUCUGGGGGACUCCUAUGAAUGAGGAAAGAAGCCAUAAGUCAUAUAGGCCGUUCACUGUCCUCACAUUUAGAGUUAACUAUUUGUUUCAUGAACUUAGUCCUACAGGAUAUCAUGCCACAAAUAUCGUCCUUCAUUCUGUCGUCGUGUUUUUGUUUUUCAAAUUGUGUUUGUGCUAUUUGCAGAGGGAAUCAGCGUUUUUCAGCUCUAUUUUAUUCUCUGCACAUCCUGUUCACACGGAAGCUGUUACUGGAGUUGUAGGAAGAGCUGAACUUCUAUCCUCGGUUUUUUUCUUAUCUGCUUUGCUGCUUUACAUAAAAGUUUCGAAUGCUUCUGCACAAAGUUUUUGGGCGAAUUUGAUUAACGUGCUCACAGUGGGCUUUUUAAUAUGUGUAGGAACAUUUUGCAAGGAACAGUGUAUCACCGUCUUCGGGAUUUUUAUCGCUUACGAACUUUAUGCCGUUUAUCAAAAAAUUUUAUCAAGUGGACAUGACUUCUCGUCUAAUAGUUUCAAAGACCAUUGCCAAAAAGACAAAACGUUCAAGGAUAUAGUUUCAUCUGCUUAUAAAAAAAUUCAGUUUAAGUUGUUUUCACCAGCGUGGUUUUCAUGUGCACCCGUCUACAGAAUGUUCAUUCUUCUAGUGUUUUUCAUUGCUAUAUUGAUUGCACGUAUUAAAAUAAUGGCUGGACAGUUGCCACAUUUUACAGAGUUUGAUAACCCAGCUUCUCAUGCACCUCCACUGACUCGUCGCCUCACUCAUCUUUACCUGGUUCCUGUUAAUCUAGGCUUAUUAAUAUUCCCUUCUAAUCUCUGCGCUGAUUGGACUUUGGGAAGUCUAAAGCUUAUUCAAGGCUGGGCAGAUCCACGUAAUAUUUUGACGCUGAUGGCCUUCAGUUUCAUCUUAUUGCUAGUUUUCAUUACUGUUAAUUGGAAAACACCUUUACAUCAAGGUCGAGCUGUAUGUAUGGCUCUGAGUUUGAUGAUAUUUCCCUUUAUACCAGCCAGUAAUUUAUUUUUUCCCGUUGGUUUCGUUGUUGCUGAGCGUGUUUUAUACACACCAAGUUUGGGCUUUUGUCUACUUAUUGGUUUGGGUUUUGAAAAUCUAAUUGGUCUUAAGUUUAUCCAGACAAACACUAUGAAAAGUUCAAAAUCAUCUGAAGUAAAGAAAGUUUGCAGCUUCAAAAAUGGUCUUCACUCUCGAAAAUAUCCUCGAAUCUCAAUGGGACUAGUCAUUAUCGCAUUCGUUUGUAAGACUGUUAGACGCAAUACAGACUGGUCGAACGAAUACAAUCUGUUUACAUCAGCGUUAAAAGUAAAUCCUAACAAUGCCAAAAUGUGGAAUAAUGUGGGGCAUUCUUUGGAAGCUGAAGGAAAGUACUCAGAAGCACUUGGCUACUUUAGAAAAGCUGUCAAUGUUCAGCCAAAUGAUAUGGGCGCUCGAAUUAAUGUUGGCCGCACAUAUGUAAACCUGGGAAUGCCAGAUAAAGCAGAAGAAGCGUAUUACGGAGCGCUUGAAUAUUUCCCUAAACCAAAGAAAGGUCAAACUUAUUAUGCUCGUGUUUCUCCCAAAGAUCUAAUGGUUUUUAUCAAUCUUGCCAAUUUAUAUAUCACUAAAUCACCCCCGAGGCUUGAGGAUGCUGCUACUCUUCUUCGUCGAGCCAUUUCACUGCGAUCUGAUUUUGUGGACGCUUACCAGAACUAUGGUAGUGUACUUAUCAAGUUAGGAAGGUAUAAAGAAGCUGAGGAAGCGUAUAGAAAUGCUUUAUUGUACCAACCGAAAAGCCCAGAUUUAAAUUACAACUUGGGAGUUGUCCUCUUGGAGUCUCAUAAGAAAUCAGAGGGUUUGUCUUAUCUAAACACUGCCUUAACUUACAAUCCACAACAUGAGCCUUCCCUGUUUGCUGUUGCAUCAACUCUUGGUGAAUCAGCUAAUCCUGAUGACCAGCUAAGAGCAAUAAACAUCUAUGAACAUCUUCUCAAACAAAAUUUUGAACCGAUCAAAGUACAUUUCGCCUUGGGUAUGUUACAAACUGAUAAAAAGAACUAUAUCAAAGCAUCUAAACAUUAUCAGAAUGUUAUUAUUCUGGAUUCUGAUCAUAAAGGUUCAUUAUUUAACCUAGCUCUACUUUAUCGGAAUCAUCUUGGAAAACCAGAUGACGCAAGGAAUCUCGCACUUCAUCUUAUCAAGGUUCAUCCUUCACAUAUAAAGUCUUAUUUACUUCUCGGAGAUAUAGAAUUAACUGAAAAAGCGAACAUAAAAUUAGCAAAGCAAUAUUUUGAAGAAGCGCUAAAAUUGGACCCAAAGAACAUUCAGGCAAAACAUAACCUUUGUGUUGCUUUGGCAGAUGAAGAUGAUCUAGAAAAAUCGGAAUCAUGCCUUUUAGAGGCUAUAGCCAUGGAACCAAAACCUCAAAACUAUUUACUACAACAUCUAGAAAUUAUACGUGGACGUCUGCAUUCUCGUGGAAAACAUGCAUAUACCAAGUUAAACAAUGAUAAGUAAUCGAACUAUCGAAAUCAUACAUAAUUCGAAUGUUUAAAAACUGUAUCCAUUAUUUCUGUGCUUAGAAAACUGUCUUUUAUACAGGAAUAUCGACAAAGGGACACUAUUUAUACGUCGACUAUAAUUUCAUUAGCACCCACAAAUACUUUUCUUCGGAUCAGGUUGAUGGGCACAUAUUGAAAAGUGCGAUGAUCAAGUUAGGUGGGGGACUAAGCACACAAGGGUUUAAAAUUUGAUCGCUUUGUCUAUUUGACCAACCGAAGCGCACUUAUCCAAACGUUCAGUGUAUAGUUUACUUUCAACAAAUACUGUAAAUUCUCGAAUUUAGUAACAAUUUUCUUCCCUAUUACUCCAGUCAUGUCCCAUAUAUCUACUUUGAACAACAAAGCUGAAAAUCUAGUUGGCCUGCUUAAUAAUUCGCAUAGGGUUCUGCGACAGUGAGGCUUGGACGAAUUGUGUUUUUUCACUUAUUAUUAGGUAUCAUUCCUAUAUGGUAUUCGCGACCCACUUAUUGACCCAUAUAUGUCAGCGAACUAACAGUAUGGGCCUUCUUGAAGUUCACGUUUAUGGGUAUGAACCAAAAUAUUUAUAAAGUGAUAGGUUUUAAUUAGUUAUAUUAAUGAACCUUAGAAUCAUUUUGCGAAGCCAACUUAGUUGAAUUAUGUAAAAUGGGCAUCUGAAUAUCAUAGAUACUCGCAUUCCCGUGAGCAUCCUACUUUACGAUAAUCCCACGAUUUCACUAAUUAUGACUUUUAUAGUUGAUAUCUCGUUCGACCUACAUUUAAACAUGUACAACUGACUGACCAUUUUCGGAACAACAGCUCUAUUCACCCGCAUGACGAGGUGAUCAAUAUGCAGUCUCUGUACGCUAUGGAUUGAGAUUGAUAAACUUCAAACAUCAAAAUAUGCUAUACUCUAUAAUACAUGUUUUGACCCAAAAAUAUACAUGCUAUCUAACAAUCUUUUUAUGAAUUGGUCAUUGGAAAUGGUUUAAUUGUGCAGUCCUCCAUGCCAUCAAUCUGUUCGAGGUAAUUUUAAGGGCAUGAACACUAAACUGGAUGAUUCGUACAUUAAAAAUGA
Molecule: messenger RNA, 3772 nt
Organism: Schistosoma bovis
Lineage: Eukaryota; Metazoa; Platyhelminthes; Trematoda; Strigeidida; Schistosomatidae
Source: the annotation of a GenBank genome assembly